Osmerus eperlanus (European smelt) is the source of this 5522-nucleotide messenger RNA. RefSeq names its product myocyte enhancer factor 2ca (gene mef2ca). Gene Ontology annotation, biological process: positive regulation of transcription by RNA polymerase II. Gene Ontology annotation, molecular function: DNA-binding transcription factor activity, RNA polymerase II-specific; protein dimerization activity; RNA polymerase II cis-regulatory region sequence-specific DNA binding. The coding region runs from base 815 to 2242 and encodes 475 amino acids. The transcript has 12 exons. NCBI's taxonomy places the organism in Eukaryota, Metazoa, Chordata, Actinopteri, Osmeriformes, Osmeridae. The record is from RefSeq and is a predicted model, not a curated record.
CCCGUCUCAGUGUGCAGCGAGCCUUGAGCCUAACAGCCCAGUUCUGGGUCCUCUCCUCUAAGCCAGCUGGUCUGGCUUGAUAUCGUUUUUUUUCUCCUUCUUUUUUUCAUCGCAUCUCUUCUUUUUUUUCGGUUUGAUAUUAAAGGAGCGACUGAGCCGAACCACAGCUGGAGCUGUCGGAGACACUUCCAGGUGAAGAGUGAUACCGCGCCGGUGCUAAGUAAAACCUACGGACCUGGAGCCCCUAGGGAAUCACUAAUGGAGAGCGGACACGCUGGGCGACAAUACUGACACACGGCACAGAUUGAGGAACAAUCUGAAGGCUGGAGACCGAAAAAUAUCAAAGUUGAUAGAAGGAGACGUGCAAGUGAUUGAUAAUCACUCUCUCACUCAACUCUAGUCAGGACCAACCAGAGAAGGCACAGCUCAACUUUUAUCAGACUCGGUUCUUUACCCAAGAAGCAUUGAAUGCGGGAGAAGAGACGUGGUCUUUGGCCGUUUCACUGCCCUGGAAGUAGAUUAUAGCACACGUAAUUAAUGUAUCAGCUCUGAAGUUCAAACAGAUUGUACAUUUUGUAACGGCUUCUUCGCGCGUAGUAUUUUCCCUUCAUCCAAAAAGAAGCGGACCAGGAUCGCGAAAACGGCCGUGGCAGGGGUCUGUCACAGAUGCGGAGUAAAGAACGAUUGCCAGAGGUCGGGAACCGAGAGAAGUAGGGAAGGCUGCUGGUAGGAUCUGAGAGAAGAACGAGAGAGCUUGAAGAAAGGAGAGAAAAAAGACGUCUGGAAUCAAGCGAAAGAGAGAGAAGGAGCAAAUAUGGGGAGGAAGAAGAUUCAGAUAGCUCGGAUUAUGGACGAACGAAACCGACAGGUGACGUUCACCAAACGGAAGUUUGGCCUGAUGAAGAAGGCGUACGAGCUGAGCGUGCUGUGUGACUGCGAGAUCGCCCUGAUCAUCUUCAACAGCACCAACAAGCUGUUCCAGUACGCAAGCACCGACAUGGACAAGGUGCUGCUCAAGUACACCGAGUACAACGAGCCCCACGAGAGCCGGACCAACUCCGACAUCGUGGAUACCCUCAGGAAGAAGGGCCUAAACGGCUGCGACAGCCCCGACAUCGAGGCGGACGACUCUGCCGGCCAGAGCCCCGAGUCGGAGGACAAAUACCGCAAGAUCAACGAAGACAUCGACCUCAUCAUCAGCCGACAGAGACUGUGUGCCCUCCCCCCCUCUAACUACGACAUGGGAUUGUCCAUCCAAGCCAAUAACCCCAGCGGACUGCUUUACUCGCACCCCGGGGUGGGGGGCUCCUUGGGGAACCACAACCUACUCCCCCUCACACACUCUUCCCUGCAGAGGAACAGCAUGUCGCCUGGACCCACACACACACACAGACCCCCCAGUGCAGGAAAUGCAGGUUUGAUGGGAUCCGAGCUUUCUAACACUGUGGUCUCCAGUGCUGGUACCGUUAGCUAUAGUAACCACUGCGGCUCCCCAGGACUGAUGGUGUCUCCAGGGGGCAUGUCCAAAGGGAUGCAGGCCAAGACUCCACCCCCCAUGUCCCUGAGCAUGAACCGCAAGCCGGACCUGCGCACCCUGAUGCCCCCCAGCAACAAGAAUAACAACAUGCCCACCAUCAAUCAGAGAAUAAAUCACUCCCAGACCGCCCAGACUUUGGCCUCUCCGGUGGUGUCCAUAGCAACCCCCACUCUGCCCGGGCAGGGAAUGGGCGGGUACCCUUCUGCCCUCUCCACCUCCUAUGGCACAGAGUACUCCCUGGGCAGUGAUCUGUCCUCCCUGACAGGCUUCGGUGGUUCUGGCUCUCUUCACCUGGGGUCAGUCACCGGCUGGCAGCAGCAACAGCUGCAGGGCCUUCAACACUCCACGUUAGGACACAUGGGGAACCUGUGCCAGAAUUCCAACCUCAACCUCUCAUCCGGUCAUCAGAACCUCCACAUCAAAUCCGAGCCCGCCUCCCCUCCCAGGGACCGGGGUAUGGGAAUGGUGGGUGGGGGCCUCGGGGGCGUGUCCACGAUGGGCUACCCAAACAACCGGGGCCAGGCGGAAGCCGGCCGUUCCCCGGGCGACAGCGUGUCCAGCUGCGGGAGCUCGUACGACGGCAGCGACGACCGCGAGGACCACCGUGGCAACGACAACUUCCUGCUCCGACCCCUGUCCAAUCAGGAUGAGCGCCACAGCCCGUCGGUCAAACGCAUGCGCCUAUCAGAAGGCUGGGCUACAUGAUCAAUCCCACCCCUAAGGCAUGAAAGCCACAGGGGGGGAGGGGUCUGUCUAUAGUGUUACCGCAUAGUGUUAUUAUGAUUAUAUUAUUCUUGUGCUGAGUGAGUGCUAUAGGUAUAACAACGACAUAUACUGGAUAGGGGAUGGAAAAGUAGCGUUAAGUGAAAUGACAGCGUGUUUUUAAUACUGUAUACUGUAGUAGCUAUGGCCAAAUGUAGCCCAUUACAUGAACGACAGGGGCUCAGUUGAGAUUUUCCCAUACACAGUGGGUGGCGAGUGAGGAAGGGUUCGGGGCGGGGGGGGACGGGACGUGUAUUGCUUGUACUGUGUGCGUGUGUGUGUUUGGGAAUAUAAGUAAAUAAAUAUGUAAGCACAUUUGUACAUGUGCAAACUCUAGGUCAACUACAGUAACAAGGAUGUGAGGAAAUAAGUCUGGUACUCAAAGCUACUGGUGAGUAAAAAAAAAAAAAAAAUGUUAAGGCCUAGUGUGACAUAGGACAUGAGAGCAAGGUGAAGUACUAAUGUAAUACUGAGAUAGUACUUGUAUAGUUCUUGUUAACAGAACCAGGUGUUUCAGUCUGCUGUCCUGGUUGAAUUGCAGCUGUAUGUAUGCUCACCACAAUCCAUGCUGUGUUGCAGGUUCAACGUAUUUAUGUAAAUAUAAAUAUAUAGAAAGGGGAGAUUGGCAGAGUGACGGUUAGAGAAGAAAAGAAAGAAAGAGAGAGAGAGAGAGAGAGAAAGAAAGAGAGCCAGAGAGAGAGGGAGAGAGAGAGAAAGAAAGAAAGAUGGUGAGAGUGUGAGGGAGAAGAACAGAGGCAUAUGCCACAGGUAGCAGAAAAGUGAACCCCAGGACAAAUAGAAUGUUCCAAGGAAAGAAGCCUAUGAAUUUGGUCAAUGUCAUGUUAGCGGAGUGAAAAGGGGGCUGCAUUUAACUCCACUCUUCCAAAUGAACAGUUUUACUCAAGCAAAGCAUGUUUGGCUUUGUAAAGAAUAGAAUGAGCCAGUGUGUGUGUUUCAUAGAUCUGCCAGUGUGAGCAAUCAGAGCCAUAUAGACAGAUGGAAAUUGGAUGCUUUGCUGCACAAAGACGUGAUGUCUCUUUAUAGUGAAAUGUAAAAAAAGAGUAUAUUCCUACCUAAUUAUAUAUAUUAAUUUGAAAAGGAUUUUGAAUGUAUUUGAAAUUAAGGAUGCCUAUAGCCCUUUUAAGUCUAUUUAAUAAUGUUAAAACAGUUGUUUUUCAGAAUAGCAAAAGUUCUGUAAGUGCUGGUGCACAUUCUUUUCUAUCAAAUAUCCUUGUUUAGCCAAAAGGCAGUAGACCUUUGCUUAGAGUAGUCAUUCUACACUACACAAGCAGGUAGUGUACAUUUCUACAUUUCUACAAGUCGAUCUGUACGGAAUAAGAUUAUAACCCUGUUUGAAUACUUUGAAUGUAUCCUUAAAAAAAAUCUGUAUAAAUUCGUCAACAGGCCCAUGUGAGAUUAGUGAUCACAUUAAGGGUGCAUUUCUACAGUAUUUCUGCAGGACCUCUGGUCGGGGUGCUAGUCCUGGGUUCAGUCCCGCUGCUGUGGUUACUAUUCUCCUCUGUAGUCUCACAUAACAGGGCGGUUUAGGAUAGGCAUCUUUUUAAAUUUAGCCUCAAAUGAUCAAGAUAGCACUUACCUGCCAUAGGUGAACUUUUAACAUGAUCAAAUACAAAGGACUUAAAAUCAGAUAUGCAUUUCCCCCCCCCAUGUCCCAGUAUAAAACAAUGACAUGGCAUGGACACUAUGGAACACAAUUUGACACUGGGAAUGUGUCUUAAAUAACCACAACAAUCAUGGUUGCUGUACCUCUCCAUUGACAUAAUAAACACGCAAAGUUCAUUUCACAUACUGUAUCAGUAUACCAUGACGAACCAGUGCCUUAAGCUGUUUAAACCCCAUUAGAACAACAUGAGAUUCACGUCAAGCUCCACUCCAUAGCAGCGGGUAGAAACUGGAUCCAGGCUCUAGUCUGUCAUGUUCUCGUCUGCUAGCCAGACCUGCUGUAGGCACAUGGAAAUAAGGAAUGAUGAGCUGCAUACAGAGGCUGUAAAAAUAGUUUUACAAAGGUGUAAGAUAUGGCUGGGUGUUGUCUAUUUUGAAUAUUUUGGUUGAGAUGCUGUAUAUUUGAAGCUCAAGCCCCCAGCCGCACCCCCUGGGCUAAAUCCUGCUUCGAACAUUUCCCCAACUACUUAGAGUUGUGUUUCAGUCCAGAUGUUGUGUGCACUAUAUCACAAGCUAUAAUGUUUUUCAUGGAGAUUUGUACUUUUUAAAAUUUGAAUUGUUCUAUUCUGAGACUUUGGUUUAUCUGAGCAGUGGCUGGACGGCUGCCUAUCUCCUUACUACAGUUGUACUGUGGUUGAUGUCAUUUGAAAGUUUUGCAAAGACAAAAAGUUAACCCCAAAAGCAUCACUUUUGACUUUGAAAGUCACCUUUGUUCUUUGCCAGGCUGCAAUACCAUGAUAAUGUAUGUGCAAAAGGGCAGAGCCCCGAAGAUGUCUCAUUCUACUUGACUUCCCCAUCCUCUCUCAAAUGAACAGGGGUUCGUUUCUCACACCAUAGUCCUGCAGAGCAACCCGUUUGUAGGUUCUGACCAAGCACAGGAAUCAUCUGAACAUGGUCCAGAUGACUGUGAUGAGGUGAAUCAGGAGGGCUGGACAUGAGCAGACACCUCCCUAUGGGGUUCUGGGAGUUUGAGGCCACUAUUCUGGGUAGUUCAAGUAUUGAGUUGGGAACCUGGAGCAAAUGGGUUAUAGACUAACCAUGGCAUGUUGAUCCUGCUCACCCACUGGUCAGAGCAACUCUCUUUCCUUGUAUUGUAUUCUCUCUUAUUAGAAUGUGUCUGUGCUGUAAAGUCUGCAAUCUACCUGUACUUCAAAUUUACCCAUAAUACAAACUUUCUGAUCAGUUCCAAACUCUGUGUUCAUGAGAAUAGUAUAACUUUGCCCCUCUAACUAUAAAGGUGCAUGAACAAUAAGGUUUGGGUGGCCCCUGUAUUAUUUGUUUUCCCUAUUUAACAUGAAAACACCAACCAUCAAGGGUUUGGGCUUUUAUUUUUGCUGGUGACUGGGAAAUUUGAAGUAAAUGUUUUGAAAUUAAGAGGCUCCAAGCGGCAUAAGCUGGCCUUUGUCGCCACUUGAAGACAAAAUGUUUCUCACUGGAAGUUCACCUCUGUCGCAGCUAUAAGAAAUCAAAUGUAUUUUCCUGUAUUGGAAAUCUGGUAUUUGUAUUUUGCAGAAAAAUUCAGUAAAUAUACAGGCUCUCA